Molecule: messenger RNA, 855 nt
Organism: Brettanomyces bruxellensis
Lineage: Eukaryota; Fungi; Ascomycota; Pichiomycetes; Pichiales; Pichiaceae
Exons: 2
Coding region: 1-855 (284 amino acids)
Source: RefSeq, a predicted model, not a curated record
AUGAAAUUCAACUUAGCUUUUACUACUGUUGUUGUGUCUGCCGCUUGUGCUGCUGCCGAGGAUAUAACUCUUACUGUUCUCUCGGACAACAGUGAAGUCAAAGGAAUGGCUGUUUCCAAUACUCACGAGGGUGCAGGACUCAACUAUCUAUUCAUAGGCGCCAUUUACAGGAAGUUAUAUGUCCAAUAUUUGACUGCUAUGGAGCACUUUAUGGCUAUGUCCGUCUCGACUUCUGUGGAUGUUUACACAUUUGAUGGUAAUCUUUUGGCUUUGAAUGGAAGUACGAAGAACUUUUACGCUUGUAAAAAUACCGGUGAUCCAUACGAGUAUUCUGCAAGCAGUUAUGAGGUUAUGUACUAUGCAAGUGAUGCCCCUUCAAGUUGUCUCAGCAUCCAGCUUUCUAAGGCAGGUUCGUCAGCGAAUAGUAGUUCUUCUAGUGAUGCUACUGCUAGUUCCACCGCUGACUCUAGUUCCAUUAUUGGUAACAGUACUUCUCAAACUAUAGCUUAUGAAAAUGCUACUGAGUUUGCAACUGUUACUUGUACAGAAACACAAUGCCAAGUUUCGAAGUCAGCAGCAUCAUCAAGCAAUACUGCAAAAACCGAUACUACAAUUUUGACAGAAACUUGUACUGAAGCUAAAUGUACUUCAAAAGCUUCAAGCACUAAGGCAGCAAUUACUGAAGCCCCUGCAAGUACAUUAUCUACAUCGGUGUCAUCCGCAUCCAGUGCAAUAUCCGUUUCAGGUUCAUCCACGUCCAGUGCUUUGUCCACGUUUUCUGCUGCUGCCGAAAAGAUCAUUGGAUCAAAAAGUGUGUUUGCUAUGGGGUUGGCUGCACUUUUAGUCCUCUUAUAA